AUGAGGCGAGACAUGGAGGAGCAGACGCCACCGCCAACGAUUCUCCUAAGGCUGCCUCCCCCCCUACGCCAUCGCGUAUAUCUUCACAUAGGCAUAGCCCGCCGCGACGGGCGCCCAUACACGUAUUACCUGAAUGGCCGCAAGGAGUCACGAGAAAUUGUUUCGGCCUUUGACCCGCCUCCGACGCGCAACUUCAUGGGUUUACUCCAGUCCUGUCGCGCCUUGUACACCGAAGCCGCUGCCCUGCUGUAUUCUGCCAACCAGUUUGUCAUUCACGCUCACAAAGCCUCUGUCGAGCCCCUCCGAGCUCUGUCGCCAACAGCUAUCGCCUCCUUGACGAGUCUCAAGAUCGUUCUCAACGAGACCUCCUGCCACUCUCCAAUCAACUCGAGCAGCUACCCACCGGUUUGCUGUUGUGACGACGUCGAGCGUCAGCCGCACCCCAAUAGUGUCCGCGCCUAUUGCGCCAGAUACCACAAGAUGCACCAUCGACCGCUACUCGAUCCCGUCUCGUCGGGCACAGACCCGAGUUCCCCUAAGUCAGCAGCCCAAGCUCUACUGACUAACUGGCACGACGCUGCGGUUCAUUUGUCGCCCCACGUUCGCCCGGGGCAUCUACAGCUCUCGUUAGUCUGCGAUGAGGUUACGUGGAGUAGGAGAUUUUUUCGCUACCAAGUAUGCCCCCCAGCUUGUCACCAUUACGAGCAUACAUGCGAGCCUCACAUCCAUCACGGUUGCCGGCUGAACCAAUGCCUGGGCGUCGAACCCUCGGCCCGGCCAGCACCAUCCCCCGGCUGCUUUUGCCGUCGCCGACACGCUGCCUUCUCCUCCACCUGCAACUGCUGGGACCCGCCAACCAGCCUCUUUCUCGUCUGCCGCGUCUUAUACCGCGAUGCCCAGCUUGUCUUCUUCUCGCGUAACCGUUUUAUUGUCCACGACGUCCAGGCGUCGCCGUACUGGGCCCUGGAUUCUAUAACCCUGGGAAACGAACCAGAGGACUCGGAAACGGCUAGCACUGCGGUGGACUAUCCCUAUGGGCGUCUUGCUGCGUCGCAUUUCCUUCGAGAUGCAAUCCCUAUCGACUGUCUCGCCCACCUCCGAUUCCUCGAGCUUGUGUUCCCGCCCUAUGGGCCGCACGACUGGCCCGUUGAUCAACACCCCGCCAUAGUGGACUGGCGCAACACGGUUAAGUGGCUGCGUUGUAAGAUCAACACACCGGCGCUUACCGAGCGUGUUGUCUUUGCAGACUUCUUCAACGACCCGGCGGCACACCGCUGGCAAACGACCCAGGACGAGGAGCUGCAGAUUGUGAGAGGCUACAUGGACAUCGCUCAAUCGUUGAGGGCCCUGGUCCAGCACGACGGUCUAGCCUCGCUAUUCGUACAGGCUGCAUUUCCCUGGUCAUGGGGAGAGGCCGUCACCCGACGGGCGGCACAUCCGGACAGCUGGUGGAUCCAGCAGCUGGCCGAGGAGGAGCAACGGCUGAAGGAAAGAUUGGAAGGCAUACCAGGCCGUGAGGGGCUUGUCGAUUCACGCCGCAAACCUGAGCCGGGAAGGAGCAAUUGGCAGACCUGUACACACCUCGCCCUCGCCCCUACAUAUGAUCCUACCCACCCUGACCACAAGCAGGCGCCCGGCCCCCUCCUGCGCCUACUCGGCCUCGACCGUGUUCCAAAAUGA
Molecule: messenger RNA, 1680 nt
Organism: Chaetomium globosum CBS 148.51
Lineage: Eukaryota; Fungi; Ascomycota; Sordariomycetes; Sordariales; Chaetomiaceae
Exons: 3
Coding region: 1-1680 (559 amino acids)
Source: RefSeq, a predicted model, not a curated record